Messenger RNA from Cylindrotheca closterium, 531 nucleotides. The record is from the annotation of a GenBank genome assembly. NCBI's taxonomy places the organism in Eukaryota, Bacillariophyta, Bacillariophyceae, Bacillariales, Bacillariaceae.
AUGGUAGCCCAAGCAGAAGAAGCUGUGCGAGAAGCAGAAGUGGAAGACAUUCAUCAAGACAUACAUCUCGUAGAACCGCAGUGGGAAAACACCAUUCCCGAUGACCUCGUUGAUCAUCCUUUGUUGCUGGCCAUGCAAGAGUCGCACAGUCCGUUUUUGAUAACCGAUCCCCGUCUACCUGGAAAUCCCAUCAUUUACAUUAACAAUGGCUUUCUAGACAUGACUGGUUACUCUCAAACCCGAGUGUUGGGUCGAAAUUGCCGAUUCAUGCAAGGACCUGAAACUGAUCCUGUGGUCGUGGCCAAACUGCGAGAUGCCGUGGACGAUGGGCGCGACAUCACUGUCACAUUGCUGAAUUAUCGAGCAGAUGGGUCUACUUUUUACAAUCACAUUAUCAUUAGCACAGUCAAGGACCCUGAAUCCAAGGAGGUCAAGUAUUUCUUGGGUCUGACAGAGGAAGUUUCGACACCCCAUGGUCAACCAAGAUUGGUUUCAAUGCCCGUUAGUGACCCAGAGGAAAGCGAAAGCUAG